Molecule: messenger RNA, 846 nt
Organism: Venustampulla echinocandica
Lineage: Eukaryota; Fungi; Ascomycota; Leotiomycetes; Helotiales; Pleuroascaceae
Exons: 3
Coding region: 1-846 (281 amino acids)
Molecular function (GO): phosphatidylcholine lysophospholipase A1 activity
Source: RefSeq, a predicted model, not a curated record
AUGGAACCGAUCUUGACGGAGAAAUUAAAUCCGGAAAUGGAUCCAUCCCUGGAUCUCAAGGUGCUCUGUUUUGGCGCUUCCCUGACAGAAGGCUAUACGAAGCAUGGAACUGAGUUUAAACCUUAUUCGGGGGCGAUGGCCAGGGUUUUGGGACAGAAGUUGAAUACUGCUGAAGGGGAAAGAAGUGGGGAAAGUAAGGGAAACAAUGUGGAGGAUAGUGACGUAGACAAGCAUAGGAAUGAGGAGAAGCAGAGGCAGAGGUGGAAUGUUAGUAUUGACACGGAAGGCGUUAGUGGUGAGAUGGUCUUGGAGAUGGAGAAGAGAAUGAGGGGUAUUUAUGCUGAUCCUACCACCAUCCAAGAGCCGUACGAUCUGCUACUAUUCCUUGGCGGCACGAACGACUUAGGCCGUAUGCGGCUCCCCGAUGACAUCUUCGCCGAUAUUGAGAAGAUCGUCGCGAUCCCGUUAAACCAAGGUGCUAGAGUUGUGCUUUUGACAAUUCCAGAAUGUGCUGCCAAGGUGGGCUGGUUAAAUGAGCGGAGAGACGUAUUGAAUGGGAUGAUGAAAAAGAGGGCAGAGGAGGAUGAAAAUGUCUUCGUGUUCGACCUUCACAAGGCAAUCCCGUAUCAUUCCAUGGAUGCAGUUGAAAGGAAGGGGAUAUGGGAUGAUGGCCUACAUUUUACAGCCAAGGGAUAUGAAAGACUUGGAACUUUACUUGCGAAGAAAGUCUUGGACAUAUUGGGAUGGAAGGAAAUAGGUGUGGCGAAUGAGAUGAAGGGCGACGUGAUACAAGACGAGGGCCACGGUGUGAGUGCGGUUGUGGAGGGAUGUGAAGUAUGGCAGUGA